AUGGUUGUAGCUUUAAGGCUUUGGGUAUUUGUUCUGAUCUCUAUACAAACUCAGCUUCUCGUGAUUUCACAGAAUCCGACAUGCAAUCCCAACGACUUAAGAGGAUUAACGGGUUUCAUGAAUGCAUUGUAUUCACCAAUUGAUGGAUGGUGGCCUGCAAAUUCAUCCUCUUCUUAUUGCUGCAACUGGAUAGGUGUCACUUGUAAUUCCUCAUCAGGCAGAAUUGUUAAACUACAACUCCCUGAUCAAAUAUCAGGUGGUCGAAUUUCUACUUCAGUUUCGUAUUUAGAUCAGCUUACAACACUCGAUCUUUCACACAAUUUCCUUUCAGGCCCUCUUCCAGUUCCCCUUUUUCAUCUCACCCAUUUGAAAGAACUUAAUUUAAGUGGAAAUGAGUUUAACCGCGUUUUACCAGUUAGCAUAAAUCUGCCUGCACUUCAAGUAUUAGACAUCUCUGAUAAUAACCUUAGAGGUUUCCUUCCAUUUGGUUUAUGUGUUAAUUCCAGCAGAAUUCGAGUUCUUGAUUUCGCUUCAAAUUACUUCACUGGAAUCAUUCCACCUCAAGUGGGGAAUUGCACUUUUCUUGAACAUCUGUCUGUUGCUUCCAAUUUUAUUUCCGGUAUCAUACCAGACUUCUUACUUGGAUUACCAAGAUUGUACAAACUGGCUUUCCAGGACAAUGAGUUCACAGGAAUCGGUAAUUCCUCUAGUCCACUGGUACAUUUGGACAUUUCAUCCAACAGGUUCUCAGGAAAUAUACCUGAUGUCUUUCAUAACUUUCUGAGUUUGAGUCGCUUCGUAUCUCAUUCAAAUAAUCUGUCUGGUGGGGUGCCUCCAUCAUUGUCAAACUCCCAAACCAUUUCUUUUCUUAACUUGAGAAACAAUUCGUUGGACGGUCCGAUCGACUUUAACUGUUUGAAGAUGGUUAAUCUUGCCUCACUUGAUCUGAGCAAUAAUAACUUUUCGGGUACAAUACCUGAUAAUCUUGCAUCUUGUCGAGAACUAAAAGCUUUAAACUUUUCGAGUAACAAACUCAUGACAGGCCCAAUCCCAGAAAGUUUCAAGAAUUUUGAAUCUCUUUCUUACCUUUCACUUGCCAGUUGCAGCUUCAGUAACCUCUCGUCAACUCUUGAAGUCCUCCAACAUAGCCCCAAUCUUACCAUUUUGGUUCUUACCAUGAACUUCUACGGUGAACAGCUGCCAUCUGAUAGCAAUUUACAGUUCAAAACACUCAAAGCUCUAGUGAUUUCCAAUUGCGGGCUCACUGGUAGCCUUCCAUCGUGGCUAAACAGUUUAACACAGUUGCAGUUGCUGGAUUUAUCGUCUAACCACUUGACAGGAUCGAUUCCAGCUAAAUUUGGUGAUUUCCUGUCUCUCUUCUACUUGGAUUUAUCAAACAAUUCCUUUUCCGGAGAGAUACCCAAGAAUCUAACCGAAUUACAAAGCCUGAUUUCAUUAGAAGAUGAUCUGGCCCCGGAUCUCAUGAAUUACAACUCUAGAAAUUUGAUAUGGUUGACACUGCAGGACUAUCAUAUCAGGAUGUUUCCGCAACUAUUAGACCUUAGUAGCAACGUCCUAACCGGACCAAUCUGGCCAGAGUUUGGAAACUUGAAGAAGCUAGUUGUUUUGGAUCUCAAACACAACAAUUUAUCAGGUUCGAUUCCCGAUUCUUUAUCAGCUCUGAGAAACCUACAGACCCUGGAUUUGUCAUAUAACAGUUUGACUGGAACAAUCCCUUCAUCUUUCAUGGUGUUGUUAAUGUUAUCGAAGUUUAGUGUUGCAUAUAAUAAUCUCACCGGGGUAAUUCCUUCUGGAAGUCAACUUUCGACCUUUGCUGAUGCUAGCUUUGAAGGAAACCCUGGCUUAUGUCAUCAAGAUUCAUUGAAAUACUGUGAAAGACCUCAAGUGUUGUUGGAAACUCCCGCAGCAUCUAAUGAGGAGGAACACUCUGUCACUCGUUUGCUUGCAUUCGUCGGGUUUGGAACUGGUUUCUUUGUCACCGUCUUCUAUAUGCUUGUUGUUCCUGUGUUAACUAGUUACAAAACCCAUUCAUAG
Helianthus annuus (common sunflower) is the source of this 2055-nucleotide messenger RNA. RefSeq names its product phytosulfokine receptor 1. The transcript has a single exon. Gene Ontology annotation, molecular function: protein binding. The record is from RefSeq and is a predicted model, not a curated record. Lineage: Eukaryota; Viridiplantae; Streptophyta; Magnoliopsida; Asterales; Asteraceae. Bases 1 to 2055 code for a protein of 684 amino acids.